AUGGAUCAAGCACAGUACGAUGCGAUCAAGGAUAACUGGGCGGAGGUUGAGGACAGAGAUGGGGUCAGACUUAGUUGGAAUAUUAUUCCUUCUACGCGCAUGGAAGCGAACAGGCUGGUAGUGCCUGUGAGUGUUAUGCUCACACCUCUCAAGGAGCUCAAUAAGCCCCUCCUAAACUACGAGCCUGUCACCUGUAAACCUCCAUGCCGAGCCGUCCUCAACCCGUUCGCGAAUGUUGAUGUACGGGCAAAAAUAUGGAUUUGCCCCUUCUGCCUCCAGAGAAAUCAGCUUCCUCGUCAUUAUGGAGAUAUCAGCGCCGAGAAUGUGCCUCCAGAAAUGCACAGUCUGAACACGACCGUGGAAUACCAGCUCGCUCGACCAGCGCCCACUCCACCUAUUUUCGUUUAUGUUGUUGAUACUGCAAUUGAGGAAGAUGGAUUACAAGCCCUGAAGGAGACGCUUGUCAUGAGUUUGUCUCUCCUCCCAGCCAAUGCUUUGGUAGGUCUGGUUACAUUCGGAACAAAUGUUGCUGUGCAUGAAAUUGGAUACACGGAAUGCCAGAAAUCCUAUGUUUUCAGAGGAAGCAAGGAUUACGCUGCGAAACAGGUCCAGGAAAUGCUUGGUCUAUCGGCGCCAGGUCUAAGACCAAAUGUCCCGCCUCAACAAGGACGGCCUCCUCCACCAAUGGGACCGGCAGCACGGUUUCUACUUCCUGUUCAGCAAGCAGAAUUCCAGAUCACAAAUGCAAUCGAGCAGUUACAAAAGGACCCAUGGCCUGUUGCGAAUGACCGCCGACCACUGAGGUGUACUGGUGUCGCCACGAGCAUUGCAGUUGGUCUCUUGGAAACCUCUUUCCAGAACGCUGGAGCGAGGAUCAUGCUUUUCGCUGGCGGCCCAGCAACCGAAGGACCUGGUCUUGUGGUGGCGCCCGAACUGCGAGAACCUAUUCGAUCACAUCAUGACAUUGACCGUGAUAACGUCAAAUACUUCAAGAAGGCGCUCAAAUUCUACGAAAACCUUGCUAAGCGAACGGCACACAAUGGUCACAUCAUCGAUCUUUAUGUCGGUUGUCUCGAUCAAGUUGGUCUGCUUGAGAUGAAGAACCUCGCAAACUCUACCGGCGGUCACAUGGUCUUGACCGAUAGUUUUACCUCUUCACAAUUCAAGCAGUCUUUCGUCAGAGUCUUCGACAAGGAUGAGAAUGACAAUCUCUUGAUGGGCUUCAACGCAUCCCUUGAAGUUGUUACCACAAAGGAACUAAAGGUUACUGGCCUUAUUGGUCAUGCUGUGUCACAAAAUAAGAAGUCAAGCUCAGUUGGCGAGACCGAAUGUGGUAUCGGAAAUACCUGCUUAUGGAAGAUGUGUGGUAUUGACCCUACUUCAAGUUAUGGCGUCUAUUUCGAGGUCGCAAACCAGGGCGGCCCGACCCCAAUGCAGCAAGGCCCGCAAAGAGGCAUGAUGCAAUUCUUAACGUAUUACCAACACUCUUCGGGUCAAUAUCACCUGCGUGUCACUACCGUCGCCCGCAAUCUCAGUGGACCUGCUGGGGAUCCGACCCUGGCACAAUCAUUCGACCAGGAAGCCGCUGCUGUGCUCAUGGCUAGAAUUGCAGUCUUCAAGGCUGAAGUGGAUGAUGGACCAGAUGUUUUACGAUGGGUCGAUCGAAUGCUGAUCCGACUCUGCUCGCGAUUUGCCGACUACCGCAAAGAUGACCCGACGUCGUUCCGUCUCGACAAAAACUUCACCCUAUAUCCACAGUUCAUGUUCCAUCUCCGCAGAUCUCAGUUCCUCCAAGUCUUCAACAAUUCUCCAGACGAGACGGCUUUCUACCGGCAUGUGCUUAAUCAUGAAUAUGUUGGAGACUCAUUGAUCAUGAUACAGCCAACGCUAGAUUCGUAUGGCCUUGAGCACGAAGGCGGAGUCCCUGUUCUGCUUGAUUCUGCAUCGAUUCAACCUCAGACGAUUCUCCUCCUCGACACUUUCUUCCAGAUCCUCAUCUUCCAUGGCGAAACCAUGGCUGAAUGGCGAAAAGCAGGUUAUCAAGAACAGGAAGGUUAUGAGAACUUCAAGGCAGUCCUCGAGGCUCCAAAGGAGGAUGCUCGAGAGCUGGUCCAGGACCGUUUCCCUCUUCCCAGAUUCAUCAUUUGCGACGCUGGUGGAUCUCAAGCCCGUUUCCUGUUGUCUAAGCUCAACCCAUCGACCACUCAUGCCAGUGGUGGAUAUGGAGGCGUUUCCCAGACCGCACAGACCAUUUUCACAGACGAUGUCUCGUUACAGACAUUCAUGGAUCAUCUCAUGAAGCUCGCUGUAUCCGGGUCCAGCUAG
Molecule: messenger RNA, 2325 nt
Organism: Exophiala spinifera
Lineage: Eukaryota; Fungi; Ascomycota; Eurotiomycetes; Chaetothyriales; Herpotrichiellaceae
Product: protein transporter sec23
Exons: 4
Coding region: 1-2325 (774 amino acids)
Biological process (GO): COPII-coated vesicle budding; COPII-coated vesicle cargo loading; endoplasmic reticulum to Golgi vesicle-mediated transport
Cellular component (GO): COPII vesicle coat; endoplasmic reticulum exit site
Molecular function (GO): GTPase activator activity; zinc ion binding
Source: RefSeq, a predicted model, not a curated record